This is a messenger RNA of Aspergillus aculeatus ATCC 16872, 2823 nucleotides long. Its product is annotated as transcription factor domain-containing protein. Gene Ontology annotation, biological process: positive regulation of transcription by RNA polymerase II; DNA-templated transcription. Gene Ontology annotation, molecular function: zinc ion binding; sequence-specific DNA binding; DNA-binding transcription factor activity, RNA polymerase II-specific. The transcript has 5 exons. Gene Ontology annotation, cellular component: nucleus. Lineage: Eukaryota; Fungi; Ascomycota; Eurotiomycetes; Eurotiales; Aspergillaceae. Bases 454 to 2532 code for a protein of 692 amino acids. The record is from RefSeq and is a predicted model, not a curated record.
AGCCGGCCAGCCAACGCGACUGUAGAUCACACGCACACACACAGUCUUAACUGAAUAGUAUCACCGAAUAAACCCGACUUACGUCCGUAAUAAAGCUUGCAGAAUUCCUCAAGGGGUGAGUGUACUUGGCGCAGCUGGAUACUUGAAACUUAAUUCUAGAAGCCGAAUAAUACUACUAUUAACUAGGUACUAAGGUAGUAACUUACCAAUUGUACAUUUCCGACGGGAGUUGAACAUUCCAUUCAUCCAUCCAUCCAAUGCCUUCAUGCCUAAUCGGGGAUCGGCCGGAAGGUGCCAGUGAGUCGGCAGAAUUCACCGAUUGCCGGCCGAACUCAACUUCAACUCCUUCCAACCGGAAACUCAAGAAACUAUCAACCACGUACAUGACGAUCAUCCACCGGUCUCAAAUUCCUCUAACUUCUUUUGACAACUACCUCUGUCUCGUCAUGACUGAUGAACCGUAGAAAACAUAGCAGAACGACCGAUGAGGUCGAGAUCUCCAAGCGGCCGAAAUUCAUCGCAUGCCAGCGCUGCCAUUCGCAUAAGAUCAAAUGCUCAGGGGGUCAGCCGUGUCUCAAAUGCCGGCAGGUUGGCUGUGCCGAUGAAUGCGAGUACACGCCUCGCGAUCGGCAGGUGAAAGUAAGCGAAAGCUUCUUGCAACGCCUGCUAGCUGAGAACCAGCGUCUGCGCGAACAGCCCCGAGCGCCGGAACAUCCGACCGAUGCGGACCCAGAGGGGGGCGGCGUCUCGGGGCGCGGGCCGCCACGAGUGCCGGCAGAAGCCCCGGACCUGGAAACUGGGAAUCCCAACAACGUGCGCAAUCCCUUAAUUGGGGAUCGCGCCUGGUUCCAUCCUUACGAUCCCUCCGCACCGCCUAUCUUCAUUGGGGAGGCCGCCUGCACCGCGUUUGCGACGCGCUUCCGGCGCUUCCUGACGGGGAGUAACGCCACCGCCCACAUCCCUCGCACCCAGUACGUCCACGACGAGAGCAUCAGCGCGGCCACCGCGGGCGAGAUUGGCUGGCCGAGUCUGCAGCAGGCCCGGCUGUUGCUGAAGAUUGCCCUGCGGCAGAUCGGGUUCAUUUACCAUCUGGUCCUGCGCAAAUCGACGACGGAGAAGCUCGAGGAGAUCUACCAGACGGGUGACUUCGAGGCCAAGGUCCACCAAUGCAAGUUCUUCGCGCUCUUCGCCUUUGGCGAGGCAUAUUCCAUGCGAAAUGAGCCGUCCUCGGGGUCGCGGGUGCCAGGGACCAAGUAUUUCGCGCGUGCGCUUAGCCUCGUGCAAGUGCUGCCGGAGCGGACGAGCAUCGCCCAUUUGGAGACGCUCUUGUUGCUGUCUUUGUUCUCCUAUUACCUGAACCGGAGGCAUUCAGCCUACGUGCUGAUUGGCAGCGCGAUGCGGUUGGGGUUGACGAUUGGUCUGAACCACAACAUUCCCGAAUCGCAGUUGAUCGACCCGGUGGAACGCCAGCAUCGCGUGCGUAUCUGGUGGACGAUCUACAUCUUCGAUCGCAUGUGGGGCUCGAAGAUGGGAGUGCCGUCUCAGAUCCUGGACGAUGAUAUUCAUCUGGACAUGCCGUCGACAAUCACUCCGAUCGCCUUGCACGAGGAGCAGUUCUCGGACACGGAAUACUUAAAGGCGAACAUCAGUCUGGCGCGGAUUGUUGGCGAGACGAUCGCCAAACUGUACAGUCGACGCAAGUACAGCGAGACGUUUCUGCAGCGCGUGCAGAAGUUGUUGAAAGCGCUGAAGAACUGGGUGGAAACGCUACCGGAGCACCUACGUUUGAAUCAAGAGGAACCGGAAACGAGUCGCACACCGGUCGGAUCGUUGCAUUUAUCCUUCAACCAGUGUGUCAUCAUCACCACGCGCCCCACCCUCCUCCACAUCCUCAUCAAGCUCAGCGAGCCCGAGUCGGAGGAGAUUUCCCAACCGGUUCUUACGCUGGGGGAGGCGUGCGUGCACGCCGCCCGGCACACCCACUCCAUCAUCCUGACGCGGUGGAUCAACGGCUCCAUGCCCACGUUCGGCUACUUCCACGCGCACUACCUGUUCUCGUCCGCGCUGGUCCUCGCCAUGUCCAGCUUCACGCCGAUGGGGAGCGCCGCCGACAUGAACUCGUUCGAGACCGGGCUGGAGGUGCUCCGCUCGAUGAGCGAGAACGGGAACCUGGCGGCGUCGGAGUUCUACCAGCACCUCAAGGUGGUCCACGAGUGUCUGGGGCGGUAUCUGAGCGACCGCCGGCGGAGCCAGAAUGCGGCCGCGGCGGCGACGGCGGCGAUCGGGCCCGGGGUGGCGACUGCGGCGGUGGUGUCGACGACGGUGGAUGGGCCGGCGGCCGCCACGGCCGGGGUCGAGGAGUUCUUGCCCGUGGAGCUCCGGGACAGCAGUGGGGGGUUCACGACGGCGAUGGCGUUUAUGGAACCCACGAUGCAGGACUUUCUGGCGCAGAGUGAUUUCGAUCUAGGGAUGUUGCAGGUGGAUACGUAUUUGAAUGAGGGGGGGUAUGAGGGGAUGACCAGUAGUCAUUGACCUGUGGGGUUUCUGGGAAUGAUACCUGAUACACUAGUAUCGUGAUAUAGAGGAGACAUGAUGACGAAGAGCUUCGUAUUGGGGUCAGAUUGCGGAGAAGAACCGCCCAAGACCAAUCCAAAUAGAUCCCCACAAUACGAACCACCAUCACCACAACGAUCAUCAAAGGAACCACUUGCCGGGUCAGACCAACUAAUUCCAUAGGUCGUCGCUAUGAUACCUUUAAUUCCGUGGUAAAACCCCGAUCCCAUAAAGAUGAACAACAUUAAUGCCACAAUCUACAUUCCCUUU